AUGUCGAACGCAACGUAUAAUAGGAUAUGGCACCAGACACAGGACAGCCUCAAUUCUUUGCUCGACAAAGAGUCUCAGAAGAUUGAGCCGCAUCAAAGCCAGGUGCUCAUCUUCCAAAUGCUGGCCACCUUCUACAUCAAGUACGUGCAGAUCUUCCGGAAGAUGGAGAACGUCUACGACCAGAUCGUGCACCCGCAGAAGCGAAUCCUGAUCCGGAAGAUGCUGGACGGGGUGAUGGGCCGCAUCCUGGAACUGAAGAGCGAGAUGGUGGAGCUGGAGCUCACCGAGUUCCACUACUUUGAUGACCUUCUGCAGGACCUGAAGCUGAUUCCUCAACAGUUAGAUAUUCCCAUUCCCAGAUAUUUUCUGAAGGAGAAAUUGGAAAUGAUAAAAGGAAGAGAGAAGAUCCUUGCUCAGAUCUUAGCGGAAUGUGGACUGGAUGCAGCGAGCACGAGAAAAGCCGUGAAGGUCAUGCCGCUGGACGAAGCCAUUAAGGUGAUCCAGGUCGCGGAGCGGGCCCGUCAAGGUCGCCUACGGGCCCUGUUCAUGAAGCAGAUCUUCCUCCGUGAGGUCAGGGCCCGGCAGAACCGGCUGAUGGGGGACAAGGCCCCGGACGUGGUGGGCGCCGCUCUGUGCAUCCAGAAGAUUUGGAGAGCCUUCUAUCAAAGAAAGAAAACUAAGAAAGAGAGAGAAGAGGAGAUGAUCUUCCUGGGAAUGAACCCACCGCCCCAGUUUGACCAAAUCAGCACGGUGGUCCUGCAGGCCCAGAGGGAGUGCUCCCGGCGGGACGACGUGCAGAGCAAGCAUGAGAAGGACUUCCAGGAGGCCCUGGUGAGCAUCAAGGAUGAGCUGUUGCUGGUGGAAGGCCAGGACAUCAAGGAGAACCUGCAGGACCAGAUCCGCCACUGGUUCAUCGAGUGCAGGAACUUGACCGGUGCCUUUCCCGAGUAUCCGAAGGUGGAAGAGGGAGGCUCAGCCAUCAUCUUCUCUAACAAGACUCCACAGGAGGUGAUUGCCAACAUUAUUGAGAGCCAGGACGAGGAUGAAAAGGACAAGAAGAAGAAGGAAAAGAAACAGAAGAAGCCUCCGAAAGACCGAAAAGGAAAGGAAGAGAAAGUUAUAAAAGAACAAGUCAAGGAAGAAGAUGAGGAGUGGAAAAUGGCCCCGAGCCUCUUCCUCCCCGGGAUGGAAGAAGGGAGAAGUGCAUAUGAAGCUAUCUGGAAGAACAAAGAUGAAUCUUGGAACUUCCACCAGGACUAUGAUCCAGAAAUGAUUAAAGACGAGAAACGGAAGGAAUUAGAAUCUGAGCUCAGGGUGCAGGUUGAUGAGUUGAUGAGACAGGAAUUGAAGAAUUUAAAACUCGUUGUGGACAGAGAAAAGGAAUUACCAACCAAAGGAAAGAGAGAAGGUAAAAAGAAGGCGAAAGAGAAGAAAGGCAAAAGAAGGGAGAAGAAGGAUAAGGACCUGACCGAGAACAGGAGCAUCGAGUCUCUGUACAAGGAGCUGGUGGAAGAGGGGCUGCUGAUACAGGCGUCGAAGGUCAACCUCUCCGAUUACAUCGGUGAGUACAGCUACCUGGGGACCACGCUGCGCCAGCUGGGCAUAGAGCCCAUGCCGUCACUUAUGGAUGUCAGACAGCUCAUCGCCCUCUACGGAGUCCUGCCACUAGGAUCCGCGACGGUGCACGAGAAAGCCCCUCUGGUGAAAUCCCUGCUGCUGGCUGGGCCCUCAGGGGUUGGGAAGAAAAUGCUGGUCCAUGCCAUCUGCACAGAGACAGGGGCCAACCUCUUCAACCUGUCAGCAUCCAACAUCGCCAGCAAGUAUCCGGGCCGGAAUGGCCUCCAGAUGAUGGUGCACAUCGUCUUCAAGGUGGCCCGGCAGCUCCAACCGUCCGUGCUGUGGAUCGGAGACACAGAGAAAACCUUCUACAAGAGAGUGCCGCUCCAGGAGAGGAAGUUGGAUCCUAAGCGCCUGAAGAAGCAACUUCCCAAGAUCCUGAAGCUUCUGAAACCAGAAGACCGGAUCCUGAUCGUGGGGACCACCAAGCGGCCCUUCGACGCAGAACUCCACUCCUUCUGCAAAGUUUACCAGAAAAUCAUCCUGCUUCCCAGACCAGACUACGCCUCCAGAUACGUCCUCUGGAAAGAAAUCAUCCAGCAAAACGGAGGGGUCGUGACGAAAUCUCUGAACAUUAGCUGCCUAGCGAAGGUCACCGACGGCUUCACGCAGGGGCACAUCGUCCAAGCGGUAAAGCAGGUGCUCUGUGACCAGAGGCUGAAGCAUCAGACCAAGAAGCCCCUGGUGGCCGCGGAGUUCAUCCGCAGCAUGGCUGGAAUGGAGCCCGUGUACCAGGAGGAGGAGGAGAGCUUCAAGAACUGGUAUGCCAAAACCCCUCUGGGCAGGAAGCGAGUUUUAGCCCUAACAGGCAGUGAAGAAGAAAAGGAUAAAGGGAAGCAGAAGGAAAAGGAUAAAGGGAAACAGAAGGAAAAGGAUAAAGGAAAACAGAAAGCAAAGGUGAAAAAGAAAAAGUAG
Molecule: messenger RNA, 2532 nt
Organism: Elephantulus edwardii (Cape elephant shrew)
Lineage: Eukaryota; Metazoa; Chordata; Mammalia; Macroscelidea; Macroscelididae
Gene: DRC11
Product: IQ motif containing with AAA domain 1
Exons: 19
Coding region: 1-2532 (843 amino acids)
Molecular function (GO): ATP hydrolysis activity; protein binding; ATP binding
Source: RefSeq, a predicted model, not a curated record